Messenger RNA from Ceraceosorus bombacis, 6900 nucleotides. The record is from the annotation of a GenBank genome assembly. Lineage: Eukaryota; Fungi; Basidiomycota; Exobasidiomycetes; Ceraceosorales; Ceraceosoraceae.
AUGUCUUCCUAUCACAGCGCUGCGCACGAGCAGUACGCCAGCAGCAAUUCCCGUAUUCCUUCGCCUUCAACUCGAGCUAGUACAUCUGUUGUCAGAUCUAGACCUUCGAACGAGUCGGUGCAAAGUCAGACAGGUCGUACUCCGCGUGGCGCUAAUUCUGCGCUGCCGAGCAGGCAUGAGCCUCCAUCUUCUCCCAGAAAUGUCACAAGCGGCACUACAAACGCUUCCAGGUUGAAAGACACCUUGCUGGGGAGCAGAGGCAACGGCGACCGGUCCGUCAGCUACUCGGUUGGUGGUGCACCGAGUGUUGAUGAUGGAACCCUGUCUUCGAGCGCUCGAAGAUCGGUCUCCUCAUCGGUGGGCAUCCCCUCCAGCGCAUCGACUCGAGCAGGACAGGCAGGUUUAGCUUCAUCGACGAUGGGUCCACCGGCUGCACGUCCCACUAGAGGUGAGUAUUUCCGCUUGGCUGAUCACUGUGCGCUCCACAUGGGUGUCAGGUCCGUCAUUGUCGCGGCUCAUCUCUCGUUGCUGAAUAUCAUGCACCAUUCACCCCUAAAGUCACGGCUUCAGCCUCCGGUGGCGGCGCUCUAUCGCCUAGCGGCUUUAGGUCGCGUGGCGAUGCGAAUGGCACAACACCCACGACCUCUCGCAAACCGAAUCUGCACCUGAACUUCAACGAGUCUCCUCAACCUGCAUCACGCUUUUCCAACUUUUCUUCAGUCGAGGGAACCCCUGACGGAUCGAAAGCUUUGAAACUCUCAGAUCGCAAGGGCAGCAUUAGUGGAGCAAGCACUGGUGGACCGCGUCUGACAUCGAGCAGCAGCCCAGCCUCAUCAGGUCCUCCCAGCGCUGCUAGCACGCCUGCUUUAGAGCUCGCUCAGAAUCAGACAAUGUCAGGACUCGGCAUUGGGCUGCCCUCGGCACGAUCAAGCAGGUCUGGCGUGGGACCUGCAGCUGCCAGUGCACGCCCACAGCAAACCCCACAGCGAGGCAAAGCAGGAAGUGGCCCGCUUUCCCCUUCGCUACCUUCAGCGAGCUCGACCAGGUCAAUCAGCUAUGACAGGGCUGGCCAGGUCGGCAUCGGAGAAUUGGCUACUCCGCGAUGGAACGUGGGAAGCUCCUCAGCCCAGUGGGCGAGCAAGCCUCGACGGGUAGACGAGAGUAUCUCUUCGCCUGCAGCGGAUCGCCAAUUGCGAUCCGGCCAGGCCUCAAUCGUUGGGAGCGGCGCCUCGACUGGCUCCUUCGCUCGCCAACAGUCCGGCACAUCGACCAAGAGCGGUGCUGUCGGAGGUCGCGCUGCCCCAACCCCCGCCACAGCGAUCUCCGGCUCCAAGACGGAGCGAACAGCACGCGAAGCCGAGGCAUCUCGUCACUCUCGCGCCAUCUCGUAUUCUGCGUCGAAUCCGGUCAAGCGCGAGAAGAAUUUGCUGCGCGUCUCGCCAGAGCCGACUGGGAGUGGCGAGAGCAUGCUUAAAGCCAGUCCAUCAAUGCCAUUGUACGUGCCCCCGCUGGGAGGACAGACAUCGCUGGCGACGCUGGCCCGGGGAUAUCCACCCGGUGAAGACGGCAGUGGAGCAGGAUUGGAUGCGGAGGAUGCCGGGGAGAGCCCAACCUUUUCGAUCAACGCGCUGUCGGAGUCAGAGUCGGAUGCGAUGCACGGCGACGACACCAACGACUUUCUCCUUUCGCCGCGCAAGUUUGCGCAGGAUGCUCGGCCUUCACCAAGGAUUGGAGAUCUGGUGUGGUCAGAGGAUGAAAACGGGCCUUUCGGUUGGGGUGGGGCCGGGGAUGACAAUAGCCGCAGUCCUGGCCGUGUCAUGUCCUUGGCGCCCGGUGUGCGUCGCGGUACUGCACUCGAGCGACAUCUGGCUCAGCUGGAUGAUGAGUCUGUCAAUGGCAGCUUCGACCUCAACGCUGCCAUUGCUGAUCUGCUGAAGGAGGACGAGGAGAGGCGAAAGCGCCGUAGCGGUGCAGCAGGGGAUGUUGCCGCAGGCACAGACACCAGUCCCUCGACGUCCAGGCCAACUUCGAUGGAGGCUUCAGCGACUGUGCCAUCGAAGCGGACGUCUCAGACCUCUACUGCACGCUCAACAGUCUCUAGACAGACUCCCGAUGGUGCGGCAAAGAGUAGCCGCAGGUCUUCCACACGAGCUAUCUCUUCUCGGCCUUCUACAGCAACCUCUGCACAGCCUUCUAGCGGUGCAGCAAGCAUCACGUCCCGAGACACCCGCCGAACACGGGGCCCAUUAUCGCCACCUCACAGCGGAGGCUCGUCAAGACAACCGACUACGAGUUCAGGCAAUAGUGGUGAGCGCACGCGUCCUAGCGUUCCCUCGGGCACCAUCGGCAGCAGCGGCAAUGCGAGCCACGCAACAGCCGCGAUGAAGCGUGCUUCUUCGGCCAGCAUCGGACAUUCCCUGCUGCGGGGAUCGAUGCCGUUGGGCGCUGCUGAGGAGUUUGAACUUUCGUUCGAUAGUGGACAAGGAGAAGAUUCUGCGGCCGAAGCUCUGCGCAAGCUGGAUGGGCUAGGCGGAGGCGGCACGCCCAGAUCGAGUAGAGAUGCGUCGAGGCACCGGGAUGCUUCUCGCAGCCCCCGCACGAGUAAGCAGUAUUCGCGACCUGGCAGUGCAGGCCGCAGGACGCCUGGCGGAGCCGCAAGUCGCCCAGCAUCGCCCAACCGCACGGCAACUGGAACACUGACACCUCGCAACGAUCGUCAAAGGGAAGAGUCGAGAUCUUCCAACACUGCUCGCACAUCCCGCAACCUUGCUGCCAAAUCUCGCUCCGGAGAAGAGCGGGCUUCGCCGAGCGCUGCCAGUGUUGAGAGUCCCAGAUCGGCCGUCUUUCCUAGUCCCCGGACGCGCCGAGCGCAGUUGCCCCCGCUGCCAAAUGUCGACACGACGCUGGAGAAUCGUCGCACCUCCCAGACCUCUGUCGCCUCUCGCGACACAAAGUACUCUGCGUCGGAUCGGAAGCGUAUGAGCGACGCUUCGGUGCACAGCGACCUUCAACAGCAGUCUCAAGGCGGAGGCGCACGGCAGCAGCCGAGACAGACAGGGCAGGGCGCUGGCAAUGCCCUUCAUCGCGGUGCGGCCGAUGAAGAGGAUCGCUCGCGUAAUGGCGUUUCGGUCCCGCCUGUUCCUCCUCUUCCGAAGGGCUGGGAGUCUCGGUCGCGCGCGGGCAGCACGGGCACAGGCGAUGGUCCUCCGGUGUCCGGCUCCGCCCUCGUCAGCCAUGCGCUGAGUGCUCAUGCGCCUCACACGUCAAGCGCCGACGCGGCAUCGCCUGUUCGGAGCCCGAAAGAGAAGGCUCCCUCGCGCAAGUGGAGCUUCUCGAACUUGGCAGGUUCCUUCUCUCGCAGCCCAUCCGUUCUCAAGAAGAGUGCCGAGUCGCAAGCGCAAGCGUCGCCCAUUGUCUCGCGUCGACCAAGUGUGACCGCCAAUACCUUUGUCUCGACAGAUGCAGAGUCAGAAAAGGCGCCUCGUCCUAGCUUUGCGGACUCGCAAAAGACUCCCAACUCUCCUGCGGUGCAAUCGAUCACCUCGGAACGAAGCGGCAAGAGCUCCUCAAACGACGAUGCCGUCGCUCGCCUACGCGACGGCAAGACGUCUAUGCGCUCAAACAAAGCAGCAGCACGAAAGGCUGGGGAAGGAGCUGGAUCUGAAUCAUCCUCUGUGGAGAAGCGUACGGGAUCUGAUCUCCAACUCGACUCGAGCACACGAGAGUCUCGCGACGAGAAGCGCAGCGGAGACUCUCAUGCCCCUUCAGCCAACUCUGGUCGCAUGAGCCGCACGCGCUCCAUCCUUGGCCUGGGAAGUCUGCUCCGAGGCAAGGGCUCGCGGCAGAGCAUUGUGCAGACCAAUGGUACAACGGAUAGGCAGCAUGGCCCCAUCAGCGUGGAUAAUUCGUUCGAGUCCUCGCAAGCUGCGGACGCUUCGCCUCGCACCUCCAAGUUCCGUCCCUCGAACAUCAUGGGAAGUGCUCGCAAACGUGGCAUGGUAAGUACAGGCUCUGCAGCGCAGACUUCCUUCCAGGUACUGAACGAUCAUUUCCCAUGGGCGCCUCAGACGUUGCCGUCAUCGGCAGAUCCUCCAGCUGUCGAGGCAGCGACUCUUCCGCCCAUGCAAGUCGCCCCUCUUCAGUCUCCCGUCUCUUCGACUGCUUCACCCCGCAAAACGUCCGUCAGUGGCCGCAGUCACGACGCGCUCAUGUCUCCUCGGCGUGCUCUGGCCAACUCGAAUUCCGCUGGGGACUUGAGCGCAUCAGCAGCUCGUCAGCGCGAACGCGCUGCGGCGGCUGGUAAAGGCGCCACACUUGGGGCCAAUGAUCCUGCAGCCGGCGCUGGAUCCCGCGAUUCUCAGCUUUCGCCUUCAAGGCCCCUCGCAAGCCGCAUCCCUCGUGCACUUGCUUCUCUCAAGUCUACGCCUUCCCGGAGUCAGCUCGGAACUAGGCCCCUCGGAUCGAGCACAUCUUCCCAAAUCAACAGGCGCGUCAGCACGAGCGGCGCUGCAGGUUUACCCAAGAGCGUCACCACAUCCUCGUUGGCCUCAAGUAUGGGCAUUGGCUCUGAAGAAGAUGCAAUUUCUAUCAUCUCGGCGUCCGAUGUUGGAGAUGCAACUGCUACAAGGAGAAAGUCACUGUCUGGUGCGAAGAGCUCGGAGACGUACGGUGCUGCGGGCGGCAAUGCCGCAGCUGGAGCCUCUUCGACGAGCUUGGUCUCAAUCUUGAAUUCGUAUGCAGCUGCCAAAACGCCUGCCGAACUAGAAGUCGUCAUGCGUAGAGCACGCGUAGCCUCGUACUCCAGUGCGCUAUCUGCCAGCGAACGCGAAGUUCUCAAUUCGCUUGUUUCCAGACAAGAACAACGUAAGGCUGCUGGAAAUUCUUCCUCUUACGACGGAACGACGCCCAGUGUUGCGACGCCGCGGGGAUCGUUGAAGCCCGGUGAAGCUCACUCCACUCGCCGAGCUGUGACUCAGUCGACCUCAUCCACCGUUCUGCCGUCUGCUGCCGUCAGUGCUAAUAGCGCUCAGAGCAACACCGCUCCUCGCAAAGUACGCGCUUCUCUCACUGCCGCCUCCACAAGUGCGCGCCAAGCCCGCGACAGUGCUUUGGCCCCGCGCAGUGUGCCCCGACAGUCUGCAGUUGCUACAAGCGCCUCGGCUCCUCGAGCAAGCCCUGCCUACUCGGACCGGACGAGCCGCACUGCCAGUGUCAGCCCGCGCGUUGACGAGGAAGAAUUGCAAGGCGAUGCCGAGAUGGAAGCUUACAUCAAACGACAGCACGCAAAGAAGAUCGCAGAUGGGAGUAGUCUGGAGGAAUUGGAGAAGAUGCUCAGAUUUCCCGAUCCGGUGCCACCGAGCCGAGCUUACUCUCCAAGGCGUGAGUUGAUGUUCUGCAGAUGGCUGGUCGCAUCACUCAACCGUACUGAUAUUCUAGAUACGUGCCAUUUGCGCGCUGCACAGAGGCGGAAGCGGUGUGGGGCGACAAGCUGUCUGCUUACGAGAUGCAGGAGAUGUACGACUACAAAGAAAUUUACUUUGUGGGCUCAAAUCCGGCCAAGAAACCUGCCGUGCCCAGCAAGUCGGAUUGCAAUUAUGGAUACGAUGACGAGCGCGGCGACUAUCUGGUCGUCAACCGUGACCACCUGGCUUACCGCUACGAGAUCAUGGACCUGCUCGGUCGAGGUUCGUUCGGCCAGGUACUGCAGUGCAAGGAUCACAGGACCGGCAAGUUUGUCGCCAUCAAGUUGAUUCGAAAUAAGAAGCGAUUCCACCACCAGGCGUUGGUCGAGGUGAAGAUCCUCAAAAAUCUCACCGAAUGGGUGAGUGAAUCAUGGCGGUCGAUGCGCUGCGUUACACCCUCGCUCGCUGACACGUCACCGCUAAUGUCGGUUUACUUUAGGACCCCGAUGAGCAAUAUAACGUCAUCAAGAUGACAGAAUCGUUCUACUUCCGCAAUCACCUUUGCAUUGCCAUGGAGCUCUUGAGCAUCAACUUGUACGAGUUGAUCAAGGCAAAUAGCUUCGCUGGCUUCAGCACGCGGUUAAUCAGGCGUUUCACCAGUCAAGUGCUUGCGUCGCUCAGUCUGAUGCGGCACCACAGAGUUGUGCACUGCGACUUGAAGCCAGAGAAUAUUCUGCUGAGGCAUCCUCGCAAGAGUGGCAUCAAGGUGAUCGACUUCGGCAGCAGCUGCUUCGAACAAGAAAAGGUGUACACGUACAUCCAAAGUCGCUUCUACCGCUCUCCGGAAGUCAUCCUCGGGAUGAACUACAACACGGCCAUCGACAUUUGGAGCUUGGGUUGUAUCAUUGCAGAGUUGUACACCGGCUACCCCCUGUUCCCUGGAGAGAACGAACAAGAACAGCUCGCUUGCAUCAUGGAGAUUCUUGGUGUGCCUGACAAGUACUUGAUCGAGCGCAGCUCUCGCAAAAAGCUCUUCUUCGAUUCUACCGGCGCGCCCCGACCAGUCGUCAACAGCAAAGGCAAACGAAGACGCCCUGGAACCAAGACGCUUGCACAAGUGCUUCGAACGAACGACGAUUCCUUCGUGGACUUUUUGGCGAAAUGCUUGCAUUGGGACCCAGAGCGCCGACUCAAACCGGAUCCCGCGAUGAGGCACCCUUUCCUUAGACCCUUCACCAACGCUCCAGCAAUUGGACCGAUACCCCAGCACGGCCGCCAAGCUUCAUUGUCCAACGGAGGGGCGCGAAGGUCCGUCGGCAACGCAACCACCAGCGGACCUGGCACGACCCGCACGACCAAGCUUUCGAUGACCAGCAGCGCAUCUACCACAGCUGCUCGCGGCGCGACGCUGACUGCGAGCAACAGCAAGCGUACUUCUGCAGGGGGUGACAUGGCCGCAAGCCCAAUGUACCGGUCUCAGCAACAGACCGUCUCGUAG